Messenger RNA from Diaporthe citri, 2127 nucleotides. RefSeq lists its product as uncharacterized. The transcript has a single exon. Lineage: Eukaryota; Fungi; Ascomycota; Sordariomycetes; Diaporthales; Diaporthaceae. The coding region runs from base 1 to 2127 and encodes 708 amino acids. The record is from RefSeq and is a predicted model, not a curated record.
AUGGCUCCGCGAGACUCCACGGCUGAACUCAGACGACUGCGUGCUCGACAGCUCUUACGGUUCCACUGCCUAUCCGGGUCUCCGUAUAUCACGAAGAUUCAGAACGACGAGCUCGAAUACGCCCGUCUCUUGCAGCCUACCUUCGACGAAAACGAUCCGAUUCCUCAAGGCGAGACUUGUUGGCCGCAGAAUUGGUCAACAAAGCGGAAGAGCCUUCCCGCAUUUCUCGCCCGCUGGCGGGCGCUCCUGCCGCUCGGAUCCCCUCCAGCGUCUGAUCCCCAAGCCACUUCCCCAGUUAGCCGGACGCCGCUUCCUGGUGAUUCAUCACAUGCAUCGACCGGAACGCAAUCUCCUCGAACACUCGAGCACCGCCGAACAGUGAGUUUGCCAAGUUUGCCAUCAUCCUCAAGAGUUUCCCUCGGAAAUACGCCGCCCACAUCAACAUAUAAUCGAGACCUCGGCUCUCCCUCGCGUCCGAAGAGGAACGACAGAACGGAAUCGGAAGGCCCUGAAUCUGACGACGACGAUAUGGCACCACUCACGGCUGAAGACGCCGCCAACCUCAUCACACAGGCAAUGGCACAGCUCCGUAACCAGCAGAACCAAGACUUCGCACAUCUGAUUGCCACAGCGUUCGCAAAUGCACCAGUCCCUCAAGUCCAUGUUCAAGCCGGGCCCGCGCAGAAUGGCGUCGACGGACGUUCUGGCAUCCGGCCAGCGGAUGUUGGCUAUUUCUGCCCUCGCAAGCAUGCCGGUUCAGGCGUUUGGUCUGACGGGAAGAUCACGAAGUAUUUCGACGUCUUCCAUUUCAUCGAGCGUUUGAAGCACAUCGAACGAGUCCAUUCCGCGGACGACGUCCGUCGAGUUUGGUCUCAGUGUCUCUUGGAGGAUGCACUCGAAUGGCACUCCCAUGUCUUGACCGACAACGAUCGCCAGCUGCUCGAGACGGCGACAGUUCAAGCGAUUUGUGACAAGUUGAAAUCGCGUUUCGCCAAGUCCUUCUCGGAUGCCAUGGCCGGUCUCAAGACGGAUCACUUGUCUCUCUACCAGGUCGCAGAGGGACGGGACAUUACUUCGUUCCUUCAAACCGUCAUUGCGAACGCGAAGGCUUGCAACAUGGAGCUUCCCGCACAGCUGAUUGCUGCGUUCGAAUCGCUCGCUCCCGAGAUCAAGUCUGAACUCCGAAAACCCAACGAAGCGACGACAUUGGAAAGCUUUUUGGACGACGUCCGAAACCGCGAGAGUGUGAUUCUCGACCUGGCCCGACAACGAUAUCCGUCUGCUCGGAAUGUUGUCCGUCCUCGUCAGCCCACACCCGCCUACGGAGGCAGGUCGAACGUCCCCUACGCCCCACGGUAUCCGCCUUCGCAGCCCCAGCGAUGGCAACCACAGCAACGCUUUCAGGCGCAGCUACCCCAAGCUCUUCCGCAGUACAAUCGACCGUACACGGCUAACCAAACCCAGAAUCAGUUUCAACUGCCGGUCCGAUCGGCUGGUCGAGGCCAGAUCUGGAAUGCUGGAUACAGUCGACCUUGGCUGCCACCAGACCAGUACGCCGCGUGGCGUCGACAACAGGACGAGCAGCGACAACCCGCUCAACAACAGCCACAGCCGGGAGAUCGCCGACAACAGCUCGUCCCAGAGAACCGUCGCCUGCCCGCCCCGCAAGCCCCAUCCGCCGUCGGACCAUAUCAACGAAAUCAGCCCCAUCAGGCCUAUCAUGGCGAGUCUGCGGACUUUGUGGAGCAACCCGAUACGCCCGCAUAUCAACCACCUUCGGUUGAGGAAGUCCCGGACGAAGAGUUCUCCAUGGAUGCAGCCGCUGAGGCUUUCGACUAUCCCUUCGAGGAAGCGUUUCCCGUCGACGACCAUGACGACUACCCAGACGUUGCCUUUUUCGGCACAUCAGCGUCGUCACCAUCCGUCUGCCGCUAUUGCACCAAGCAUUUUCAUAGCAACAAUUCGCUGAUGGAUCAUGUCUACUCCGUCCAUUUCAAAAAGCCUCGGCCCCGACGGAGACAGACGUCGACGGCUUUCGCAGCUGAGGCGGAGACUGCCAGCCCACCAGACGAUCAAGGCUUGGACGGCGCGUCGAAAGAUGCCCCGGAGCAGCCGGCAAAAAACUGA